Molecule: messenger RNA, 4502 nt
Organism: Durio zibethinus
Lineage: Eukaryota; Viridiplantae; Streptophyta; Magnoliopsida; Malvales; Malvaceae
Biological process (GO): protein dephosphorylation
Source: RefSeq, a predicted model, not a curated record
CUAUACACCGUCUGAAAAUAUUCGCAAGGACGAGUGUGUCUCGCAUUCAAAAAAAUGAAAUGGAAAGAAUUAUAAAAAAGAAAGAUUUCUAAGAAUUGUAAAAAGGAAUCUUGCUUUUGUCUCCCAAAAAAAAAAAUCUUCCUAACAAUAGCAUAAAUGACAUCACAAGACUUGACAUGCACGAUUAAUUACAACCUCCAUACCUGAUGACGUGUCACGUUGACCCGUUCUCUUCUUUCUUUUCAUUCUCAGCAUUCCAACAAACUGCUCUCCCAUUGGCUAGGCUAUUACUGAGUCCCCAUAACUCGUUCCCUCCAACUCACUUUGUAUCUCUGUUUUGAUUUCGUACUCUUUUUCUCUCUUGUUGAAUGGUUUCUGCUGUAUCCUCUUUUCGAAUUCACAGUUUCUCCAAAAUUCCGCUGUCUAAAGUUGAGUUUCCAAAUGACUGAUAAUUUCUUCUGUUUCUUUUUUUCCUUUCAAGGUUGACUUCAUGUAAGUCUCUCUUCAAAAAUCUCAGCUUUAUUAAAAUAAAUAAACAAGUGCUUUUUUUUUUUUCUUUUUUCUCCCUCUUUUGUCUAUCACAGUUGUAUUUCCAUUAGUCUCAUAUCUAAGCUAGAAGUUUUACUGGGUCAUAUUCGUAUUUGAUUUUUCUUCUUCUUUCUUUGUCUAAGCUUUUGUACAUUUACAUAGAAAUUCAAAGAAAGAGAGAGAAGAGUCAAGGGGUUUAGGUAGAAAAUUGGGUUUUUUAUUUAUUAUCAAAAAGACCAUAAAAUUUCCAUUUUGAAGGGCCUUUCCUGGAAGAAUCCUUUAAUGAGUAUCAAUUAAGUUGUUCGAAUUUUGGUUAGAAUUCUUUUUUUUUUUUUUGUUUUAAUUUGAGAUGUUAGGUCAAGAAGAAAAAGACCGGGAUGCCGGGUCUGCUGCUGCUGCUGGCCGGAAGCCAUAUAUACGGUCAGUAUCUUGGACUGACCGUUCACCAACUGAGCCUAAUCCCAAACCGCCGCAAAACACAAAGGGGAGGUCUUGUUUGCCUCCCCUUUCUAUAACAAGAAGGCCUGUGGAAGAGUGGCCAAAAGCUGGUUCUGAUGAUCUUGGUGUUUGGCCUAAUCCCCAGACGCCUAGAUGCUCUGUUAAGCCCCUUGAGAGUCCGGGUUCCAAUAGGGAGUUUCAGUUGAGGAGAGAUAAGCUAGCUUUCUACGAUAAGGAGUGUUCCAGGAUUGCUGAUCAUAUUUAUUUAGGGAGUGAAGCUGUGGCUAAGAAUAGGGAAAUUUUGAGAAAAAAUGGGAUUACUCAUGUAUUGAACUGCGUUGGUUUUGUCUGUCCUGAGUAUUUCAAGAAUGAUCUUGUUUACAAGACACUUUGGUUACAAGAUAGCCCCUCUGAGGAUAUUACUAGUAUCCUGUAUGAUGUGUUUGAUUACUUUGAAGAUGUUAGAGAACAAGGCGGGAGGGUUCUGGUGCACUGCUGCCAGGGAGUGUCAAGAUCAACUUCCCUGGUUAUUGCCUAUCUCAUGUGGAGGGAAGGCCAGAGCUUUGAGGAUGCGUUUCAGUAUGUGAAGGCAGCUCGAGGGGUGACUAAUCCAAAUACAGGAUUUGCGUUCCAACUUCUGCAGUGCCAAAAGAGGGUGCAUGCUGUGCCUGCGAGCCCGAAUUCUGUGCUUAGGGUGUAUAGAAUGGCUCCGCACUCCUCGUAUGAUCCUCUUCAUCUUGUACCAAAAAUGUUAAAUCAUCCAGGAAAAAAAGGACUUGACUCACGUGGGGCGUUCAUUGUGCAUGUACCUUCUGCUAUGUAUGUUUGGAUUGGAAAGAAAUGCAACUAUGUAAUGUCAAAUAGUGCUGGAUUGGCUGCCAAUCAGGUUAUUCGAUAUGAACGGGCGCAGGGUCCUAUUUUAACCGUGAGGGAAGGGGAAGAGCCUUUGGAAUUCUGGAAUGCCCUUGCUAUUGGACAGCUCUCAGCAGAUAGUUGUGACAGAGCAGAGGUCAGGAAGGUAGAUAGUUUGGCUUCUGAGAAUGAUGAGAUGGCUGCAGCAACCAAAAAUUGUGUCGAUGAAAGGAAGGUAGAUGAUUAUGAUUUGGAUUUUGAACUUUUUCAUAAGGCACUUGCUGGUGGAGUUGUUCCGCCUUUUUCAGUGUCAACUUCUCAAUCAGAAACUUGCCUUCCUGCCAGAGAAAAUGGAUGGGGUAGACUAAGGCAGAAGUUUGCUAAUGGAAUUAUGAAGGAAUUUGUGAAUUCAUCCAAACUGGGUUGUAACUUGACUCCAGUCAGUGAUAGAUCGGAUAUGGUUAUAGACAUUCAUAGAGAUUCAGAAGAUAAUAUUUCACUCUCUACACCAUCAUCGCCAUCAAUCUUUCCAUGUGGUUCACCAGACUCCUUUGACUGUUUCCCAGAUGGUAGCCCAAUUCAGAGUAAAGAUCCUUGUGAAGAAGUAGAACUGUCAGUUACUUCUUUGGAUUCUCCAUUGGCACCAAGGUCUCCUUGUGGUUCACCAAAUUCUUUUUCUUGUUUUGCGGCUAGCAGCCCAAAAUUCAGUUCCAAGUCUCCUACAAUUUCACCUUCAACAUCUGACUAUGCUAGUUCAUUUACCUUUUCACCCUCAUCCUCUAAUUGGUCGGACUUGUCAUAUUGGUCUUCUCGGCAGCCUUCACCUUCUGGCCUCGAAGCUACUGAACUGUUUUCAAUCAAGAAUGUCUCCUCGCCAGAUAAUUCUUCUUUAACAUAUAAAGAAAGUUUCCCUUCACCAACAAAGACAUUUUCUUCUGAUCUUACUUUGAAGGUGGCAAAUACUUGUUUGCCUUGUAAAGGUACUUCUCUGUCAAUUGCAGAGCGCAGGGGGAGUCAUCCUCCACCGCUCAUGCUGUUACCAUCAGUUGAUGAACCAGUUCCCAGGAAUCUUGUAAGGUCUUGGUCCUUUUCUUUGCCCGACGUAGAUAAUCAUGUAAUGAAUGACGUAGAUUGUAACCAAGAUGAGCCCGAAGACAAUAGAGAAGAGAUAAUGUUAGAUGCUGAAGCUGUUGGUGCUAGUAUUGAGUCACAUAGCGGGGCUGAAAGUAAAGGGGAAUAUGGUGAAUAUCAUCCUCAAUUCGGUGGUAUCUUUGAGAAGGGUUCAGGAGUAACCACCUCAGCUCUGUACCAGUGGCCUACAUUCAAUAAAGUGGAGAUGCAUGGAUCUCACAUCCUUGAGUCUGGAGCAGCAUAUAUGUUAUUGGCUCCAGAUGCAAGCGAUCAUUCUUGUGUUUUAUAUGUCUGGCUUGGGCGUGAAGUUCUUUGUGAAAAAGGGCAGAGCCAAUUUGUAAGCUCUGAUGGCACAGACAAGGAUAGCCAUCUUUACUGGGAAUCUAUUGGCCGUGACUUUCUUAAUAAUAUGGAUUUGCCCCUAAAUGCCUCUAUACAGAUAGUUUCAGAAGGCAAGGAGCCGGAGCAGUUCCUGAACCUUUUCAACUGUUUAAUCGUUCCAGAAGGCUGAACAGUGGAACCAUGAUUGAGAGGGGCUUAACCAUGAUGUGGGAUUUUUAGCACCCUCAUUGAGUGUAAGAAUGGAUCAAUUGCAGCUCAGUAAAAGGUUAGUUGGCAUCCCAAGCAGUUUGCAAGUGAUUUCUAUCCGCUUGUGUGAUGUAUUAUUGACAAAAUCUGAGGCACUGUUUAACAAAAAAUGUACAGAAAUUAAGAUCUGCUGUACACUUAUAGGAAUUCAAGUAAAUACUACUCAGUUGCAAUAAGUGGUUUUGAAAUCAUCUCUUUCUCUGUUCAGUUAUCCGUUGGCGACAUCCAGCACUGAAGGUGUUGCUUUUUGGGUUGAAAAUAAAUCCAAGUCCUUGUUAUUGUUAAAAGCGUCUACUCAUUUUAUAAAUCAGUUAUUUCUAUUUCUCCUUUGUGGUUAUCACGAAUCUAACGGAAAAUCAGGGUCUCUAUUGUUUGGUUUUUAAACAUGAAACUAUGAAUUGAGGUGUAAUUUAGAACUAAAGUUCAAUAGAUCUAUCAAUUUCAGUUAAAGUUAAUCUGGAUGAGGGGUCAAAUUAGGUAGUGAUGAAAUUAAUUAUUUUGAAGGUGACAGUAAAAUUAAUUAUUGUAACGAAUGCUGUACCGAUCAGAUUUCAUGAAUGUGCUAAAUGCAGGUAAAAUUGAACAUGACAGUCAUUGUCCCAUCAAAAGCAGUUAGAAACAUGUGUACACAAUGAAAAGCAAAAGCCAAAACAAAAUAACCUUGCCCUCAUCUUUCAAAGGUUCAAAAACAUUGCCGAACUACACUUAAACGGGGAGAGGGGUGACUGUUCCUCAGAUCCCAUUUUGUACUCUUAAGAAAACCAUCACUCAAAGAAAAGUACAUUGAAUAGGGGAUCGUAGAGGAGUCAUUGACAUCGAUGGUACCAAUACACGGAUGUGAAUGAACAAAACCAUCUAAUCAAUCACCAUGGUUAACAAUCUUAUCGUUCAUCUCUUGAUCCAAUGAUACAACAGGUGAUCAUGGUCAAUAAAAAAUGUCUAUGAUAAUUAUUUCAAUGCACAUA